Molecule: messenger RNA, 1397 nt
Organism: Armigeres subalbatus
Lineage: Eukaryota; Metazoa; Arthropoda; Insecta; Diptera; Culicidae
Exons: 3
Coding region: 21-1280 (419 amino acids)
Biological process (GO): proteolysis
Molecular function (GO): nucleic acid binding; zinc ion binding; aspartic-type endopeptidase activity
Source: RefSeq, a predicted model, not a curated record
CACAAUUGCUGUUUCUCUCAAUGGGUAAUGAACUACAAGAGAUAAUUAAAGCUGCUAAACUACGACCAAGCUUGACCAACUCGGACUGCUAUCGAAUCUUCGUCGAAAAUAUCAAAUGCUACUUCCGUUCGAUGACAGACACUGCCGCCGAACACGAAGCCUUCUCUAGAAUGAAGCAAGAGAACGGCGAGGCCGCAGUCGCUUUUCAUGCGAGGCUAAUGUGCAAGGUGCGCUCGUGCAACUACAGCACAGAAGACGAAGAUAGAUUCGUACGAGCACAGUUACUAAGUGGAUUAAAAAACCGGGAAUUGGUUAAGCAAGCCCGCACAUACGGAUACGAGACUAAUUUUAUUGUCCAGUCAGCGACGAGAGAUGAGGCAUUUCAAGCCGAGACAAACCGCCCGGACCCUUUCGAAGUCAACAGACUACAUCGUUCCAAGUCGUACGAUCGGAGUAAUCGUAAGCGGCCAAACGCAAACUCUAGAAAUAUGGAGACAUCGAGCAAACGAAUUCGUGGAAAUACACCGACCCAGUGGACAGAAGAACGCCGUUCCAGAUGUGCGCGAUGUUUCCUGUACAGCCAUCGUAACGGGCAAUGUCCGGCGCUAAACCGUAAUUGUAACAAGUGUGGGAAGCGCGGACAUUUUGUUGCAGCAUGUCGCCAGAAACAACUGAACACCAUGCAGUAUGAUCGCAGAGAAAGAUCCAUGGACAGUACAUCAUCGAGAGAACACGAAUACGAGAAUGCCAAGCAGGAAGUUAAUGCACUAUCCUUAGAUGACGCCUUGAUAGACUGCUCUGUCGGAUCUUCCAGUCCUAUAAGCUUUUUAAUAGACUCGGGUGCUGAUGCGAAUAUCAUUGGUGGGAAAGACUGGGAACAGCUUGAACGUGAGACCAGACAAGGCGUAGCAACGAUUGAAAUGAUUGGCCGUAAUUCAAGGAACAAAUUCCACGCAUAUGGAUCACAGGAUCCGAUAGUCAUCGAAUGCAGCUUCAAAGCUAAAAUCAAUACCAUUAAACCAUGUUCAUCGGAAUUGAUCAAACCUGCUAUCUUUCACGUCGUACUUAGAGGGAAAAGAUCCCUCCUUGGACGGUCUACUGCAAGCGACAUGGGACUGCUACUUAUCAGCAACAGCGUGAACAGCUGUGAAAACGAAGGAAUUUUCCCGAUAAUGCCAGGCGUAAAAGUAAAGUUUAGUGUCAACCCGAAUAUUCCACCAACUAAAAACGCCUACUACAAUGUGCCAGCAGCAUACCGUAAAACCCAAAACCGAGGAUGAUAUGUGCGGUUCCGCGUGGCUGCUGCAACUAAGAUUGAAACACGAAAAGAUUCAGGCGCGAAAGAAGAUGCUUCAAACGAAAAGCUGAAUUCAUAAGGCCUCCGGCAGAACUAUUAC